Drosophila guanche is the source of this 1322-nucleotide messenger RNA. RefSeq names its product zinc finger protein 79-like. Gene Ontology annotation, molecular function: RNA polymerase II cis-regulatory region sequence-specific DNA binding; zinc ion binding; DNA-binding transcription factor activity. NCBI's taxonomy places the organism in Eukaryota, Metazoa, Arthropoda, Insecta, Diptera, Drosophilidae. Gene Ontology annotation, biological process: regulation of transcription by RNA polymerase II. The transcript is spliced from 2 exons. The coding region runs from base 85 to 1269 and encodes 394 amino acids. The record is from RefSeq and is a predicted model, not a curated record. Gene Ontology annotation, cellular component: nucleus.
UCUGUAUCAAAACAAAUUAAUUCGGACCAAAGAAAUAUAAAAUCUGCAUAUUUGGAUAUUUAGAAAAGCGGCACAAGGUGUUCAAUGGAUCAAAUGUGCAGAGUUUGCAUGGGAAAGUAUGGAGCAUUCACAAGCAUAUUCGACGAGCCACAAAUAUGGGACACUUCCAUUGCUGACAUGAUAUCGGAGUGUACAGGAUACGUGGUGAGGCGAGGCGAUUCACUACCAGAAAGCAUAUGUCCGCCUUGCCUUGAGGAUGCAGUGAGUGCAUUCAAUCUUAAGACCACCUGCGAGCAGAGCCAUAAAUUGACGGACGAGUUUAAAGAAGAAGAAAUCUGUGAUAAUGUCGAAGGCGAGGACUGGGAACCAUCAGAUUACGGAAGCGAACAGUCAAACAAAAUUGAAGCUGAUGCAAAGACUCAAGUUGAGAAGGAUGCCGAUCUUUUGUUCAAAUGUACUCUUUGUCCAAAGAGCUAUCGGCAUAAGUCGAAUCUAAACCGGCACAUGAAAUUGCAUACGGGUGAACGCCCCUAUCAAUGCUCACACUGCUCAAAGACCUUCCAAUCUACUUUCAUUCUUAAAUCACACAUCCGUAUUCACACAGGUGACCGGCCAUAUCACUGCUCUUUCUGCUCAAAGUCAUUUAUUCGAAAAGUCCAACUCACCGAACACCUCCGUUCUCACACGGUGGAGCGACCAUACAAGUGUUCUAACUGUUCGAAAGGUUUUUCGAGCUCAAGAUCUCUGCGGAAUCACAUCCGUUGUAAUACGAAAGAACACUUGCGAUCGAGCCAAGGAAGUCUCCAGCUACACAUGCGUUGUCAUACAGGUGAAGGACCAGCCCUAUGCCCCAUGCCCCACUGCUGCAUGUCCUUUACCCAAAAUGCCGAGCUCAAAACACACAUCCGCACUCACAGGAGGGAGCGACCAUAUAAGUGUUCUUACUGUUCGAAAGGUUUUUCGAGCUCUACAUAUCUCCGGAAGCACAUCCUUAGUCAUACGGAAGAACGAUCGCACCAAUGCUCCCACUGCUCGAAGAACUUUAAAUCAAAAUAUGGACUUAGAAGACACAUCCGUACACACACGGGGGAGCGACCUUAUCCGUGUUCCCAGUGCUCCAUGUCCUUUAAGCAACUCGCACAUCUUCAAAUACACACACGCACCCACACAGGUGAACGACCGUACCAAUGCUCUCAUUGCUCAAAAUCAUUUAAUCAGAGCAUAUCACUAAAAAAACACAUGCGCACUCACACGAAGAACGAUCGUUAAAGUGUCCAAACGCAAAAACAAAUGUAUUUCUAUAAUAAAGAAGCAUAAGAUAA